AUGAUUUUAUUUUGUGGAAUGUAUGCAGGCCGACAAAGCAGGCACAGCUUCGGUUUCUUUCGUACCCAAGAUGAAGGUAUAUCAAACAUUCCUCCUAAACCGGAGAGAGAAAAAGAUUUUUCAUCAACUUUAAAAACAUAUCUUACGAAAAAAAAGAAUCGAAGUCAAAGAGAUCAAACAGCGUCUCGCGAGGUUCGUGCCACUGCUGUUGAAGCCUUUACCAUAAAUGGACUAAAGGAAGAGAUACGACAACGGGAGGCUACGCUGGAGGCCUUAAAUAAAAGGAUUAAAGGUAUAGAGUCAGAAAGAGAUCGAGCACGAGUAGAAUUGGAAGAAGCCCAGACGCAGCUCAAGGAGCGUAGUCAUGAGGUCCGGGACCUUAAGGCCUUGCUCCCGGAACCAGAAUUAGAUAAAACCAAAACCGAACUUAAAGUUCGAGAAGGAGAAAUAAGAGAAUUAAAUUUUUCAUUACUUGAAUGUGCACAUGAUUUACAAGCAGCUAAAACAGACCUUUCAGCAACAAUAAGUGAAAGGGAUGCAGCACUUUAUGAUAUACAAAAACAAUUAAAAGAACGAGAAAAACUUGUACAGACACAUGCAGACCAAAUACUUUCUCUUCAACAAGAACUUGAGACUGCCCGAACCGAUCUUCACUCUACGCGGGAAGAACUUGAAGCUACUCAGACAAAAUGUAGUUCGGAAAUUGAUGCUGCACAAGCAAUGUGUUCAGCUGAAAUUGAAGCUACUAAAUCAAAAUGUACUGCUGAAAUAGGUGUUAUAAGAGCGAAAUAUGCCGCUGAACUCCAUGCCACAAAAGAAGAACAUGCAGAUGAAUUAGAGGCCACCAAAGCACAGCUUUCCUUUUUUAAAUCACAACUUGAUUCGACUAAAGCUCAACUUUCUUUUACUAAAUCAAAACUUGAGUGGGCAAAGGCUGAUUUAUCCUCUAUCAAAUCAUUACUAGAUACAGCAAAAGCAGAUCUUGCCACCACGAACAAUAAAUUAAAACGAGCAACAGCUGAAUUAGUAGCUGCUAAAGAAGAAGUUAAUGAAUACAUAGAUAUGAUGGCAUAUAGAGAUGGCCUCACUUCUCUAAUAAUAUCUGUUUAUCAAGAAGAUAUUCGAAAUCAAAAAGAACGAACAGGUUCAGAACUUGAAGAUACACAAGAACAAUUGAAUAAAAUUAAAGCUACACAUGAAAAAGAGAAAAAGGCAAAUGCCAAGACUAUAAAACAAUUAACAAAUCAAAUUCAAAAUUUGACAAAUUCACAAGAAAAAUCUAAAAUAUAUCAACUUGAAACCGAUAAUGCUAAAUUACGGAAACAACUUGAGCAAACGAAAACGCAAGCCGCAGAAGAAAUAGCGUGUUUACAAGCCCAAGUUGAAACGUUACUGGCUACAUCAAAAAAACAAGAAAUUAUUAGUGAGACGCCUAAUUCUAUCGCCAACAUAUCAACGCCACCAGAAUCCCCAUGUAAUUCGCGACCAAGUAGUGACUUCUUUAAUGAAAUGAGCAGCGAUGCAAAUAGUAUAACCGAUGGUAUAAUUAAUGGUGGUAUAAAUACAAUAGUUACAACUGUUGCAAAUGGUGAUUGGGUGCAUCGCGAAGUCGCGGAGGAAAUCGUGGUGGACGACGG
This is a messenger RNA of Racocetra fulgida, 1637 nucleotides long. Lineage: Eukaryota; Fungi; Glomeromycota; Glomeromycetes; Diversisporales; Gigasporaceae. The record is from the annotation of a GenBank genome assembly.